UGAUGGCGGCAGAAGAAGACAAUCCCAGCCUGCACCGCUGUUCCUGUGUCAGAAGUUACCGAACCGGGCACGCUGAACGCCGCCGGAUAGGUGGCUUCAGCCGGGCACGUCAGCAGCGGACAGUCGGUGGUCUCCCCGGUCCUCGGCAUGAGCGGCUUGCGGACGAUGGUGGCCUCCAUGGUGGCGGUCGGAGCCCUGGGGGUCGGCUACGUGAUGUGGUCGGUGAUCUCUCCGAGCGAAGAGAGGCGGAGAGAGAUGUUGAAGAACCUUCCUGAGUCUAACCCGAUGAGGAUGGAAGAGACGAGGCAGAGGAACGCGAUGCUGAUGCAGGUCCUGAAGGAGGCGGCGGAAACCAGCGACAACCUGGCGAGAGGCUACGGUGGACCUGCCAAGUAGCUGGAUGAGAGUCAGCUGGUGGUGAGGCCUGCAGAACCCCGACAUGGACACGAGCAGCACACGGAGGACGUCUGAUGUGCAUCUCUAAGCUCAAAUAUGUGUAAUCGCUUCAUUAAAUCUGUGGAAUUAAAA
Molecule: messenger RNA, 528 nt
Organism: Melanotaenia boesemani (Boeseman's rainbowfish)
Lineage: Eukaryota; Metazoa; Chordata; Actinopteri; Atheriniformes; Melanotaeniidae
Product: ubiquinol-cytochrome-c reductase complex assembly factor 3
Exons: 2
Coding region: 148-396 (82 amino acids)
Biological process (GO): mitochondrial respiratory chain complex III assembly
Source: RefSeq, a predicted model, not a curated record